CUUCCAGCGGACGAAAUGUUCCGCGUUGACUGGCAGACUGUUCAGAUAGGAGUUCCGUUUAGCUCUGUCAUCGCAAACAACCGCGUUUACUGUUUGACUGAUCAAAACAUAUAUUCGGUUCUCAGUUCCUCCACGGGCGAUGUUUUGUAUAGAUAUCAGUCGGCCACGCCUAUAGACGAGGAUUCGAUAUUGUGUCCUGCCUGGGAUGGAAUUGUCGUGACCGGAAUGAACCACGGGCUGUUGUCGCGCGUUAUAUUCUGGACUAUCGACGGCCUAAUUGAACACGAAUUCGAGACCGGCAGUAUUGCUGGAAUUCACAACAUACGCGAUGAGUCGCUUCUCAUUGUCCAUAAGGAUGGGUCUGUCACAGAAAUAGACAGAAAAUUGCAGCAGAGGCCUAUCGCAAGCGUUGGAGAUGUGGUGUCCAGCAAAAUUGCAUAUUUCGUCGAUCAGGUGGUGUUGAUCACGAAAAAUGAGUCUGAAGCAGUGUCUUACUGGGUUCUGGAAGGUGCGAGCGGCUCAUUGGUAUGCGAUUUCAGCCAGAUUUUACUGACAGAUGACGGGAUCGUGUGCAACAAAGACGUCUACAAGCUUGAAAAUGGCAAGCUCCAGAGACAGAAGAACACAAAAUUCGCUCCCGCUCUUGCCGGGUCCACACACGCGAGGGUUGCCAGCUCCCAGUUUCUUGUCACUGUCGGGGAAAAAGUGAAUAUUUACGACUUGGACGAGCCAACAAGCCCAAUUAGUUCCUUUUCGUUGGACUCGCGCCCCGACCUAUUCGAGGCCGCCACUAUUGGCGACUCGCUCAACGUGUUUGUGGUUUCUGGAAAUGACGUGCUGCUAUAUGCAGACGGCGAGUUGAAGUGGGCCAGAGACGAGUCAUUAGCCCAGAUCAAAGAUAUUGAAGUAAUCGACCGCCACGAAAGGCUGGCAGUCACCGCUGAAGAUUUCGAACGUGAAAAACACUGGUCCGGAUACGUUGGAAGAACAAAGCAUAACAUUCGUCUGCUGCUGGAUAGCGCACCGUCGGAAAGCGAUAAGCACUUUGGAUUUAACAAAACUAUUCUCGUCUUGACCACUAAUGGAAACAUCUAUGGCUUUGACAGCUACGGACACCAUGAAUGGAGCAUCAAAGGCCACGGAUUCACAAAAAUAUUCAAGGUAGACAACCAGGCAUAUGCGGUCAAUGACCACGUCUUCUGUGUCACAGACGGAAGGCUGUCUGAAACGGACGUUCAGCACGAAGCAGAAGCGCUAUACCCUCCGAACCUUGACACCUCCUACCGCCUGCUGCAGGCCGCCUCGAGAAGAUACAAUAACUCAGAAGUGGCAUCUCCAGCAGUUGUUCUGGAAAAUAGGAGAGCACUGUACAAAUACCUCAAUCCCUUCACGGCAGUGGCCGCAUUCUACAACGACGACGAGCGAGUCGUCAGGUUUGUGGUUUACAACAAAGCCACAAACCAAACAUACUCAUCGUUUACUCACAGGACGGAGAACCCGGAUUCUUUGAAGCUUUUUAUCGAAGAAAACUUUAUCAUAUUCACCACGACAGAGAAAAACGCAGAGACCAGCAUCUGUGGAGUCAUCGAGCUGUACGAGUCGCUCGUUCCCGAUAGAAGAUCGAAGGUUCCGGAGCAUCAGGUGCGGACCUACAUUUUGCCGGCCCCGGUGUCUGCCAUGACGAUCACACGAACCAAGCAUAACGUGAGCUCCAAAUGGGUCAUUGUUGCUUUGGAAUCGGGCGAAAUCGUUGCUCUCCCCCGGGCACUGGUCAAUGCCAGACGUCCUUUCAAUACCAGCAAGCAGAAGACUGAGCGUACACCUAUGAAAUAUCAGCCUGUUCUACCUUUGAAUCCCAAACUGACGUUGUCUCAUUAUAGAAAAAUCUUAGGAACCCAGAAACUGGUGUCUGUACCGACCGAGCUCGAGUCUACCACGCUGGUGGUGGGCAGCGGGACCGACCUCUUUGCGACGCUGGUGCGCCCGUCCAGCUCUUUCGACUCCAUGAAAGGCGAUUUCAACAAAAACGCUCUGAUGGCAACCAUGGCCUUGCUAGUCCUGUCGAUUCUUCUCGUGCGUCCUCUAGUAAGCCAAAAACGAGUCAAAGACACGUGGCAAACCAGAAUCUAGCGGUCUCUGCGUCUUCUGUCGGUCUUUCGUCCAAGCUCCAUGUCCUUACGACAGUCGGGACAGUACCAAAUCCCCUGUGGCGGCUCCUUCAGCCCCACACAGUCAUAGUGGAACCACUCGUACUUGCAAUCUGAGUUAUCACAUGCAAUCAUGUUUCCGUACGACACCUGUUGACAGAAGCAAUACAGCUCAUCUUCCUCGUUGUAGUUGUGGUUUGGCGCCUUUGGUAUGGUCACCGUACCAGAAGCACCGUGCUCUAGUAGAGAGUUCUUCUUCCGUGGCGCUCUUAUCAUCAUGUCAUCCAUCUCUAGAUCGCUCAACUCUUCAGAUGUCAUUCUAUUUCGAAUGCCGCCGAAGGAACUGGCGUAGUUGCUCACGUAGACGUUAGACGGCGUAGAGUGUCUUGAUUUGCGAGAAAGACGGCCUUUGCGGGUCAGCGAGCCCAUUGAAUCCAGCGACGCGCUCGAAAUUUGCGAGCUCAGCAUGUCCAGCAUGCCAUUUUCAGCGUCCUCCUCUUCAGAUGAUUCCUCGUUGAGAAUCGGAGGUACCACUCCUUCCUGUUCGAGCUUUUCGAUGUCGUUCUCCAGCUUGGUCAAAUGCUUGGCCAGCAGAAACAGCGCCGUGUUUGCUAAUACACACUUUUCCUCCUGAAGCUUGAUGCCUUUUUCAAAGUCUUCUCUGUUUUUCUGGUAUAUCUGGUCCUCCUUGGGAUGCUUCACCAACGAGCCUUGUUGUUUGAUCAACUUGAACAAUUGGUUAUCUCGUUGUCCUACGCGUUUCUUGAUAUCAUACAG
Messenger RNA from Ogataea polymorpha, 2924 nucleotides. RefSeq lists its product as uncharacterized. The coding region runs from base 16 to 2130 and encodes 704 amino acids. The transcript has a single exon. Lineage: Eukaryota; Fungi; Ascomycota; Pichiomycetes; Pichiales; Pichiaceae. Gene Ontology annotation, biological process: protein folding in endoplasmic reticulum. Gene Ontology annotation, cellular component: EMC complex. The record is from RefSeq and is a predicted model, not a curated record.